Molecule: messenger RNA, 6543 nt
Organism: Motacilla alba alba
Lineage: Eukaryota; Metazoa; Chordata; Aves; Passeriformes; Motacillidae
Product: ras-related protein Rab-9A
Exons: 3
Coding region: 4289-5011 (240 amino acids)
Biological process (GO): Rab protein signal transduction; retrograde transport, endosome to Golgi; DNA-templated transcription
Cellular component (GO): nucleus; phagocytic vesicle; late endosome
Molecular function (GO): GTPase activity; GTP binding
Source: RefSeq, a predicted model, not a curated record
UUUCCUUUCCCUUGUUGGCGCGCUCCCCGCUCGCUGCCCCGCCGCUGUCCGAGAGCCCAGGCGCGCUCCCCGGUGUUCCCGGCGCAGCCUCCAGGGAGCGGGAGGGCAGCCCCGGCCGGGCCCGCGGUGGGAGGGGACCCCGGGCGCUCCCCAGAGCCGGUGCGGGUGGCGGGGAAUGUGGCGUGAUCCGGGAUCCCGUGACUCCGGGGCAGGCGGUGGCUCCUUUGGGAAGCGGCUCCAGCUGGCCUGUGGCCGGUCGCCGACCCCGGAGCGCUUCCUCACGUCUGAGAGACACCGCUGGUCUGUCAGGGUGCAGCUCGACUUCGUACCUGUGUUCUCAACACGUUUCGGGUUGGGAACAGAAGUAUUGAAGCUGCUUUUAUCUCCUUUUUCUCGUUGCCGGGGGCUUGCAGCGGGCUGCCCGGGGAGGUGGUGGCGGCACCGUCCCUGCAGGUGUUUAGGGAGAUGCUGGACGGGGCACUCAGGGCCGUGGGCUGGUUCGCAGGGCCGUGUUCGGCCAUAGGUUGGUCUCGGUGAUCUCAGAGGUCUUUUCCAGCCCAGUGGAUUCUGUGCUGGAGAGGGGCCGCCCGCCCAGCGCGCCCUUGGCUUUCAGUUCUCCUUUUUGGAAGCAGCGGCUCGGCUCAGCCCCUCUGCGGGGCCGGGGGAGUUCCCCGGGGCGCAGGUGUGGGCAGGGACAGGGAUGGGCCGGGACUGCAAUCGCCCUUUACGUCUGCGUGGGUAAUGGGCUGCUCUUGGUAUUUUUGGAAACUUGCAGAUCUGCUAUAGGCAACAAGUUUAACCACUGUAGUGAUUGAGGGCUGAGAAAUGUAAAUCUUCCGCAAACAGUAAGUGUUGAAAACUAUGUAGUUUUGGAUUCUGCCCUUUCUGCUGCUACUCUUGUAGUUCUUGGGACUUCUUUUCAGACCUUUCACAGAGAAGCAAUUAAUGUCAUUCUUUGAUGGGCUACUGUAACUAACAAACAACGUUUUCUAUGCUAGCCUGGCAAUUAUUGUCAAACGCUUUGUUCGUGUGGAAAAAAACCCAACUACUAAUGAGGGACGGAGUUUACAUUUCUAUUGAAAGGCAAGUGUUUUUUUCAGUCAAAAUACUUGCAGUGUUGUGCCUUUUAGAACUUCUAAUUUGAUACCAGUGGCUUAACAAAAUAUGGUGGCUUAGUAAGUAAAAUUGUGAAUAAGAUGAAAUGGAUGUGCUUAUAUGUGUAAAUUUGAAGAUAGGAAGUUGUGAAACACGGUCAGUGUUACGCUCGUAGAACUGCUAAUUCUGCUUGUCCAUGACUUUAGUGUCUUUUUCUUAAAUCAAAGAUUGCCCCUUUUUGGCUGAUAGCAUAUUAGGUUGUAAGUAAACAUGAUUACUUACAUGAUGGGAAUAAACUUGAGUCUGUUUCAUGUUUAACAGCUUCAGUUAAAGAACAGUGUACUACAUAUCCUCAAGAAAACCUUAAGGUUUAGUCUUGGUUUUGUCUAGCAGGUGGUUCAUCAGUAACCACUGAAUAACAGUGAUAACUGAAACAAAUUUUCUCGCCUGUUUCCAAGUUAGAAAGUAAAUACAAGUGGAGAAGCAAUUUUCUGAAAAUUAGAAGUAUCCCUUACAUCUGUUACUUCAGAAAUGCUAAGGCAGUUCAGUGGUGGUAUUACAAUAGAUCCAGGUUUUGGUGCCCUAUUAAAAAUGCUGAGUGGAAUGAGAUUUCAGUUGCUAGAUGUGUUUUUUUAGUUUGGGUUUUUAAUGACAUGCUGCAGUGGCUUGGAUCAGCAUGGAAAAAUGAAACUGUAAAUAGGUCCAAUUGCCUUGGUUUGCAUAAUAGUUUACAGGGGGUUUGCAGCUUGCUGACAUUACAGAUGCAGUGCAGUUACCGUGUUGACCAGCACUGCUUUUCCAUACAACUUGACUUCAGCAUGUCUUCAGCCUUCAGUACACUGGUGUGAGCAGGUCCUCCUUAAUCUGUGAAAUUAUUUUUAUAGUAAAAAAGGACAAAUGCCUAGACUUGAGUUCACAUGUUGCUGCUGUGGUGUUCUAGACCAAAAAUCUUGCUUUUCUUUGAGUGCUGCCUCAGUACCUAAGCAAGAGAAGUAUUUGCACUCAAAAUAAAGACAGAUAUUAAGCAGAGAUAUGGAAGUAACACAAUCUAGAUGGACAGACUGGACAAGGCAGUGGUAUUUCAUUAAGCUUUGCAGGACUGGAUUUCGUAAUGCAAACUGAUUUUUCUGAGGUUGCUUAGCUGUUUGUCUUUCAUUGUGACAGCAAAUAUUUGAACUGAUAGUGGAAAUAUUUGACUUGCAAUUCAUUUUACUAUUUAAAAGGGACAUCCUAAAAGGCAACAAUUAAUUAACUUUUUUAUGUUAUGGUAUAUGAUCAUGUCAUAAAUUACAUUUAGUAGAAAAUGUUCCCUGCUUUUAACAGGAAUAUUGAAGUCAGUGAUUUAAGCACUGUAAUCCCUUUGAGUUAGGGGAAGCAAUUCAGAAAUGGUUAUCAAAAUGAACCAAAGUGGGGCUGCUUUUUAUUUGCUCUGACUUUCUUUGAAUAUUGAAAUGAUCGAAGAACAUGAGGAAAAUUGUUCUUGUUACAGAUUCUUUGUCUACUAGGUUGAGAUUACUUUAACUAAUUGUGCAGCUCACUAAGAAAUAACUAUAGCAAACAGUUACAUGUAAUUCUGUACUGUCUUGUGAUUCCUGAUGCUGGGUAAAGCAAUCAGAUGCACAUUAGGAAUUAAGCUUUUGUUUUGUUUUUGUUUUCAGAUGAUGAAUGGUGAUUUAAACUGAAAAACUGAUGUAGUAAAUUUUCAGAAACAUCAUAUUGUAUGUUAAUCAUCUCUUCCAAAAACACUGUCAAAUGCACAUUAUACAGAUAAAAUGUAUAAUAGGAGAAAUAAUAUUAAUUCUUGUGAUGUCUUAAGUAUUUUAUCAUUGUAUUAUUUGUUGGAGUGUUAAGGCUUCAUAACUUUAGAAAAAAACAAUUGCAAAAAUUGAGUUCUUUACGAAUCUUAACUUAUUUAAAGAUGCACGAUCAGAAAAUAAAUGCAGCAGUCUACUGUUCUGAAAAAUACAACCCUGAUUAAGCAGAUACUCUAAAUCACAUUAUCAGUUGUGGCUGCAGAUGAGUCCUUAUACAGUAAUAAAACUAUAAAUGUAUAAAGUCUUGGCUGCUUUCAAACAAAAAUACUUAUUAAUACUUUCAAAUAUGCUUCUUGGGUACUUCAGAUACAGCUUGUCAGCAUCUAUUUAAAUGACUGAAUGUAUAUUCCAUUAUUUUGGAUUAAAAACUUUACAGAAACUUAAUUCUGGCCUAGCAUGGCAGCUGUGGAAACUGACUGUCCUGAAAAGCAACAUUGCCUGCAAUGUCACGGAAGAUUCUUUCUGUAGCUUUUGUGUGAAACGACCAGUUUGGUCCACUUUUAGUAGUUUGUGGUUGGUCUGUAAUUGUCUGCCCAUAAAACUAAUUUUAUGGUCAUCAGUCUCUCAGACCUCACUGGAAUGGCCCAUGUAGUUGAAAUUGUGCAAAUCAACUUAGCAGGUUCUAGAUGCACAAAGCAGAAGAUACUGCUAACACUUCCCUUACAUGUAUUUUGUUUAAAAUGUGGCCUUGUGGACAAUUUCAUGAUAAUAAGUGCCAUUGAUUAAAAUGCAGAUGCUAAAGAAGUGAGUGCAUAGUACCAGUCAGAACUACUGAGGCCAGUUAUUUAUGCACGUUGUGUCUUUCACGGAACUUCCAAUUUCUGCAGGACUGGAAAAAUCAAUUAUAACUUGUUCCCUGCACUGGUAGGGAAGAACAGGAGAACAUUCAGUACCCUCUGUUUCCAAGAAAGCAUUAUUUAUUAAGAAGCAGCUCCUAUCUAUUGAUGUAGAAACUGGAGACAUAAAUAAAUUCCCUGGACCAUUUUCAGAGUUAAGCAUCUCUUAACUGCAAUUCUUAUGCAAGUAGUCCAGUGACUCUAAUGAGGCUUUUCACAUGCACUAAAAUGUAUGUGUUUAUAACCUAAGCCAUUAUCCUGUAGCUCUCUGAAGGGUAAAUGAACUAUCUUACUGUGGCUUCUAAGAAGUUUUAUUAUCAUACAAACCUGUACAGAAUUAAGGUUUUAUAAACAUUGUAGUUAAUUAUGCAGUCUGAAGGAUUUAAAUUACUUGCUCUGAAAAAAAUUUUAAUGGAAGCAGUCAGUUCCUUGUAUUUUGACUUGGUUUUUUUUUUGUGUUGAGGCUUCAAACUACUCCUUUUGUCUUACUGUAGGUUGUGUCCAGCAAGUAAAUAUUCAAAGAUGGAAAAUCACUGAUAAAAAAUGCUGAAAUUUCUUGUUCCUACUGUAGGCCUUGAUUGUAAGGCAGCACAGAGUCAUAUGACUCUCAUGCCAGCUUGUAUCAGGUCUAGGAAAACAGGAGGAUCUUUUCCCGUAACAAUGGCAGCAAAAUCAUCACUCCUUAAAGUAAUACUGCUAGGAGAUGGUGGAGUUGGGAAGAGCUCUCUUAUGAACAGAUACGUCACCAACAAGUUUGAUGCACAGCUCUUUCAUACAAUAGGUGUGGAAUUCUUAAAUAAAGAAUUGGAAGUCGAUGGACAUUUUGUUACAAUGCAGAUAUGGGACACGGCAGGUCAGGAACGGUUUAGGAGCUUGCGGACUCCUUUCUAUAGAGGUUCUGACUGUUGCCUGCUAACCUUCAGUGUGGAUGACUCUCAAAGCUUCCAAAACUUAAGCAACUGGAAGAAAGAGUUCAUUUAUUAUGCAGAUGUGAAGGAGCCUGAAAGUUUUCCAUUUGUGAUACUGGGUAACAAAGUUGAUAUCGAUGAAAGGCAAGUAUCUACAGAAGAAGCCCAAGACUGGUGCAGGAAUAACGGCAACCAUCCCUAUUUUGAAACCAGUGCAAAAGAUGCCACUAAUGUUGCAGCAGCCUUUGAAGAAGCUGUUAGAAGAGUUCUAGCCUCUGAAGAUAGAUCAGAUCACUUUAUUCAAACAGAUACAGUAAACCUUCAUCGGAAACCGAAGCCCAGCUCAUCUUGUUGUUGACUUAAAUUUCUUUUUGCCAAAUUACUGUUGACUAGCUUGCUCUAUAAAAGAAUGGAGAAGGUGUAGUGGAUAGAAUAACAAAUGGGUUUCACUCUAAUAUUAAAAUCGUAAUAUUCUGCUGCUUUCAUGGGGGAGAGAAAGAAAAAUCUCCAUUCAUGAGUGACCCGUUAUUGAAUUAGUGAUGCUUUCUGUUCAGGAAAACAUCAAGGAAAAAAAUAAUAUAAGAAUAUAAUUUGCCAACUUUAUUCAAAUGGUAAAUACUUUGAAUAUAAUUAAAACUUGAAAGUUCUAGAAGCACUACUUUGGAGAAGCUGUUCUGGAAUUCAGGCACAAAGAUACUUUUAUAUGUGUAUAUUUUUAUGAAAUCGGCAUUCCACUUUUGUUUCAUUAGAUAUCAGUUUCUUAACAAUGCUAGAUAUUAAACUUCAAUCUCACUACAUUCCUUUUGCUGUGAGUGGUACUUCAUCUCUAAUGUGGUUAUUAUAAGUUAAUAUAAAUUACGUCCAGGUCUUCUAAUUGCCUAAUGUUGCUGUAAUUUGUGUAGGUUUGUAAGUAGGAAGUGAAUUUCCUACAUAUUUAAUGUCCAUUUUCUCCCAUAUACUAUUCUAAUGCUGCACUAAUUUUUCCAGUGGUUUAAUGCAAAAUACUGAUAAUUUUUAAAAGUAAUGUGUGUCCUUGCCUUAAGUCCAUUUUAGCAUGUUUCUGAUCGAUAAGGUGAAAAAUCUGAGUAACUGAAAUAUAACCAUUUUUUGAAAAAGAAGUGCUUUAUUCAGUCAGCUUUAAUAGCACUUGAAAGGAUCCACAUUGUGACAGUUUUUUAGGAAAACUUGUGUACAGCCUUAGAAGUUCCAAACUUCUUGUUCCUGUUAACCUGAGCUAUGAAUGUGUUUACCAGUAAUAUCUGCACUGUGAUAUUAAGGAUUGGCAAUAUGUAGAGAACUCAGGAAGGUCUUGACUUAGAGUAGAUUUGACAGCUUUCAGCCCUUAUGCAGGUAUAUAACUAUAGAUAGUAUUUGAGCUGAAUUUGAUCAUUAUUAAAAUCGCUAUUUUAGGAUAUGGACUUGCAUCUUUAAAAUAUAAUGUAUUUUAUAUUACUGAAUUCAUUUCAUAAUUAUGAACCAGAGCAAACUCUGUAUUUGUUGGACAGUUUUUUGCAGUCAGGCAGACAAAACUACAGGUGUUUUUGAGGCUUUCAGCUGCAGUUUAAGUGGUAGAAUACUUGUAUGAGAAAUGCUACUGGCUCUCAGAGUAACCACUGUCCUUGCAAUAGCAAAAUUGCUGGUGCACUACAAUUGCUUCCAUCUGUAAUUGACUGCUAGCAGGUACACAUGUGCACGUGGUCUGAGAGAGGAAGUUUGAUGCUGCAGGACAGGCCAUGUUAUUUAUUAAACUGCUUUCCGUACAGAAACUUUUGUGUCUCAAUGAAAAAGCCUUUCUUGAGAGUACAUUACCAGCAAGCACUUUAUCUUAAAAAUAUCUGAUCAUAUCUGUACCAGGUGUAAUUAUUUGGAAGUAAAGCUUGCAAAAACAAA